AAGUAGUACCGGUUAAUAACGGUGUUAAAUGAGGCGCGCGCGCUGAGGAACGGAGCUCAGCUGCCUGUGACCGGCCAGCGGCUGCUGUAGGUCUGAGAGCGUUUAUCACUCAUACAGGACGUUUCAGCAGACACUGCUCCGUUAAUGUCUAAGGAUAAGGAUAUGAGCUCAUCCGUCAUUCACUCUCAGCAGCUCCAGGCUGCUAUGGCAGAAACCUUCCUGGAGCACAUGUGCCUGCUAGACAUUGACUCCGAGCCCACAGUGUCUCGCAACACUGGAAUCAUCUGCACAAUUGGGCCAGCUUCUCGCUCUGUGGAGAAGCUGAGGGAGAUGAUCAAAGCUGGCAUGAACAUUGCACGCUUGAACUUUUCUCAUGGAACUCAUGAGUACCAUGCUGAUACCAUCAAAAAUGUACGUGAAGCCACUGAGAGCUUUGUACCUGGAAGUCUUGAGUACAGACCAGUGGCCAUUGCACUGGACACCAAAGGCCCUGAAAUCAGGACUGGACUCAUCAAGGGCAGUGGCACUGAGGAGGUGAAGCUAAACAAGGGUGAGAAAAUUAAGCUGACCCUAGAUGACAAAUUCAAGGAUAACUGUGAUGAGAAAACCCUGUGGCUUGAUUACAAGAAUAUCACUAAGGUGGUUGAAAAGGGCAGCAGGGUCUACGUUGAUGAUGGCCUCAUUUCCCUGAAAGUCCUGGAAAUUGGUGGUGACUACUUGAUAUGUGAGAUUGAGAAUGGCGGUAUGCUGGGCAGCAAGAAAGGUGUGAACCUGCCUGGUGCUAAAAUAGACCUACCUGCUGUGUCUGAGAAGGACAUCCAAGACCUGCAGUUUGGUGUGGAGCAAGCGGUGGACAUGGUGUUUGCAUCCUUCAUCCGCAAGGCUGCUGACGUUCACGCAGUCAGGAAGGUGUUGGGUGAGAAGGGCAAGAACAUCAAGGUCAUCAGCAAGCUGGAGAACCAUGAGGGGGUGCGCAACUUUGAUGAGAUCCUGGAGGCCAGUGAUGGUAUCAUGGUUGCCCGUGGAGACAUGGGCAUCGAGAUUCCCACAGAGAAGGUCUUCCUGGCUCAGAAGAUGAUGAUUGGACGCAGCAACAGGAUUGGCAAACCUAUCAUUUGUGCUACACAGAUGCUGGAAAGUAUGAUCAAGAAGCCCCGUCCAACCCGUGCUGAGAGUAGUGACGUAGCCAAUGCUGUGCUGGAUGGUGCUGACUGCAUCAUGUUGAGUGGAGAGACAGCUAAGGGCGAGUACCCUGUUGAGUCUGUGUUGAUACAGCACCUGAUUGCCCGAGAGGCUGAGGCAGCUAUGUUCCACAGGCAGUUGUUUGAAGAGUUGCGUCGCACCACACACCUGACUCGUGACCCCUGUGAAUCUGUGGCCAUAGGAGCUGUGGAAGCUUCCUUUAAGUGCUGUGCCAGUGCCAUUAUCGUUCUCACAAAAUCUGGAAGGUCUGCUCAUCUGCUGUCUAGAUACAGGCCUCGUGCCCUCAUCAUGGCUGUGACCCGGAAUGAGCAGACAGCACGUCAGUGCCAUCUGUAUCGUGGCAUCUACCCCAUCCUCUACAACAAGCCUGCCAAUGAUAUGUGGGCUGAGGAUGUGGACUUGCGUGUCAGCUUCGCCCUGGAGAUGGGUAAAGCCCAGAAGUUCUACAAAUCUGGUGAUGUGGUGAUUGUUGUCACUGGUUGGCGUCCUGGCUCCGGCUACACCAACACCAUGCGUGUUGUUCUGGUGCCUUGAACACCAUAAAUAAGAACUCUGCCAUUCCCUUUAAUCUCUGACUCCCAUAGGUUCUUUAUUUGUAGAUUUUAUCAAAUUAAUCUCCCAAUCCUAUAAGUGAAUUCCCUGCUGCAUCUAGUGUUAUUUCCAGAGGGCUCAGUAAUGCUUCAUUUGCGUACACUUAUAAAAGUUACUUCCAAAAAGAAAUCUCAAAAUUGACCAACUGAAAAGAGGUUUGCACUCGUCAGCACUAGAGUGCUUAUCCUUGGAGUUUGUACAACAAUUUGUUGGCAUGCUACGUUGUGACUGUUGUAUAGAUUGUGUAAUGCUCUAAUAUGUGAAGCAGUUGCCUGUAUAUGCUCAACAAGUACUACCGGACAUCCAUUAAACAUAUGAUCACCUGA
Messenger RNA from Tachysurus vachellii, 2120 nucleotides. RefSeq names its product pyruvate kinase M1/2b (gene pkmb). Lineage: Eukaryota; Metazoa; Chordata; Actinopteri; Siluriformes; Bagridae. The coding region runs from base 145 to 1737 and encodes 530 amino acids. The transcript is spliced from 11 exons. Gene Ontology annotation, biological process: glycolytic process. The record is from RefSeq and is a predicted model, not a curated record. Gene Ontology annotation, cellular component: cytoplasm. Gene Ontology annotation, molecular function: magnesium ion binding; potassium ion binding; pyruvate kinase activity.